Messenger RNA from Hypanus sabinus (Atlantic stingray), 5927 nucleotides. Its product is annotated as stAR-related lipid transfer protein 13-like. Gene Ontology annotation, biological process: signal transduction; actin cytoskeleton organization; regulation of Rho protein signal transduction. The transcript is spliced from 18 exons. The coding region runs from base 296 to 4459 and encodes 1387 amino acids. Lineage: Eukaryota; Metazoa; Chordata; Chondrichthyes; Myliobatiformes; Dasyatidae. Gene Ontology annotation, molecular function: lipid binding; GTPase activator activity; protein binding. The record is from RefSeq and is a predicted model, not a curated record.
ACUGCACUCACAAGCAGAUACUGUUCGUUCAUAGAAAAGCAUGGGAUACAAUUAAUCUCUGACUGAGAGGAUGGAGUAAUGGGAAGCAUGCUCUUUUAUCGACCAUUUAACUGUAUGUCGCUGAUGUAGUGACAUCUGACCAAAAGUUAAGACCUUUGACUUUUAAAGGUUUGUACAUCAACGAGAUCCACAAUAUAUUGGAAAACUCGGGUAUCAAGGCUUUAAGUUUGAUAUAAAAUGCAGCACUGCUCCUGGUUCCUGCACACUGGAGAACAUUUCUACUAAAGAAACUGGAAUGGAAUCAAUACACAGUUCAGAUCAUCAGAAAGUUCCCAUUUCUGUAGUGGUCAUGUGUUUGGAGUCAGCAACAUAUACCUCAGGAGAAGAGUUUUUCAUUGGGUACAAGCAAGAUAACAAAACUCAGAUCAUUAAUCCCAAGGGAGAUCAGGACAAGACUUCAUCAUCACUCUGCUGUAUCAAGAGGCCAUUGGAAUUGUACAGGGAGUCUGAACUUGCCAGUCAGAGUAUUGAACCCAGUGGACGUCGGCAGCAUGAAAUUUCGCUGUACCCCACAGAAUGGACUUUGAAAAGUAAUGUUGUGGAACCAGAUUCUGCUUCAGUUCGGAAGAUGCCUUCUGUUUCCUCCAUGUAUAAAAAUACAUGCAGUUCAGCAAAUUCACCAUCUGAGCUAAAAGUCAAGAAUCUUGGAUCAAGUGUUAUUGUAUUUUCUGAUUAUGUGUGUCAAGCUGAAUCUACACCCCAUAAAAACACUGAACUCUACAUCUGUGAAGCAUCAGAUGGGUUUUGUGAACCAUCUUCGUCUGAAGAUAAUUCCACAGAGAUGUCACAUAAUGCAGGAUAUUUUAUGAGAAAGAGAAGGCAAGGUGUCAGUGGAGAGCAGAGAUGCAAUGCUGCCAAUGUGAGUGCAAGACUCUGCCAGUUUAGGAAAUACACUGAGGAUCUAGAGGUCCCUGAUAAAGACAAUCCAGGGGAGAAUAAAGAAAUGAGAGAAGAGGCAGAGUCUAACAAAGAUGUCUUCCAUUGGAGAGACUCCAUGACUUUGCUGAUGAAGAAGCUUGACCAGCUGAACCUGGACAUUGAGGAUGCUCUUAUCGUUAGUCCCUCCCCUGUUGGUCCUCCUGCCAUCAAGAGACGUUGCCACCAGCAGCCAGCGCUGCCACUGAAGUUGAGCCAGGAGACAGCUGAGAUUGAAGCCAAGGAAGCAUGUGACUGGUUGCGAGCUGCUGGAUUCCCUCAGUAUGCGCAAUUGUAUGAAGAUUCCCAGUUUCCAAUUGACAUUGCUUCUGUGAAGAAAGAUCAUGAUUUUCUUGACAAAGAUUUCAUAGAACCACUUUGUAGGCGACUGAAUACAUUGAACAAGUGCACUUCUAUGAAAAUAGAUAUAAGCCUUCCCAAGAAAAAAAGUGAAGACUCCGAUGAAGAAGACUUGUGUGCAAUCAGUGACAAAUGGACCUUUCAGAGAAGUAGCAAGAGAUGGUCGAGACUAGGUGAUGUUGAUGUACUGUUUCCUAGGCAAGAUGGCCGGAUAUCUACAGGAAGCAUGAAACUAAAAAAUACAACUAGCAGUGAGAGCGUGCUUACAGAUCUUAGUGAACCAGAGGUAUCCUCCAUUCACAGUGAAAGCAGUGGGGGAAGUGACAACAGGAGCUUGGCUGGUAGAACUGUCGAAACAAACAGUGCAACUGCAGAACACCCAGAAAGUUCUGUACGGACCUCUGUUGAAACCACAGUAAUGCCAGACUCCAUCUCUUUCCCACAAACUGCGAAAGACCUCACGAACUGCAGCUUUAAUGUGAAAACUGAGAAGAAUGCAAGGGUGAAGGCAAGGAAUCUCUUUAAGCGUAUGGAAACAUUAAGACCAAGAGCUUCUCAUAAGUUAAAGGGUUCUAUGCGAUCUGGUGUUUUGGUUAUUAGUUCACCAGUACUACAACAGGAGCCAGAGUCACUGAGGACAAUGCAUUGUGUGGAUAUAGUCAAUGAAAAUCUUAAUAGUUUAGCAAAGGAUUCAACCAAGAGUGGAUUUUCUUCAUCUACUCAGUCUAGUAGUGAUAGCCACUCAGAAAACAGUGGCAGUACAGCAAGUACACCAUGCUUAAAAUCAAGGAAGAGACGCUUUGCCAGCAAGCGGAGUGGCAUGUACCUCGAGGAUGUGGACAUCCUCUCGGGGACAACAAUGAAGCAAGUGGCUGAUCAAAAUCGUAGGAAUGAAUUUUGUUCCCAGGAAAACCUUGUUGUUCACAUUCCAAAGGAUCACAAACCAGGAACCUUUCCAAAGGCACUUUCCAUUGAAAGUCUUUCUCCUUCUGACAAAUGCAGCCCUGUAAAUUGGCGGACUGGGAGCAUCUCUCUAGGAAAACAGAAGUGCAGCAAAUCCAAGAAUUGUCACCCUAGGGGAAGCAGAAUCAGUAUUUAUGACAACGUGCCUGGGUCCCAUUUAUAUGCCAGUACUGGGGAUUUAAUGGACUUGGAAAAGGAAGAUAUUUUUCCCCACUUGGAUGAUAUUUUACAGCAUGUGAAUGGACUACAACAGAUUGUGGACCAUUGGUCAAAAAAUGUUUUGCCUGAAAUACAGGAUGAUGAACUCUCAGUCUGCGAGCGACAGUUCAACCCAUGCAAUCACUUGAUGCAUGACUUCGAAAGACACUCUAUGUCGGAUGGUCAGAUUACUCCCAGUGACCUUGAACGUGAUGGGCAUUCCCUCAACGAGUCUGAAGCAGUGGGAAUGAGAGAUCGCAGGGAUUCUGGAGUAGGUGCAUCUUUAACCAGACCCACCAGGUUGAUAUUUGGAGAGUGCAGAAUCUCUGUCAAGGAGAUAUCCGGAACCAGCAUGAAUGAAAGGCGUCAGAAGUUGCGAUGGCACAGUUUUCAAAUCUCGCAUCGACUUAGCUUCAGCUUAGCUUCGCUGCAGAUCAGCAACCAGUCGGCAGCUCAGCUCAAUCUACUACAGAAGUUCUCCCUCCUUCGCCUCACUGCUAUAAUGGAGAAAUAUUCCAUGUCUAACAAACAUGGCUGGACCUGGUCUGUGCCAAAAUUUAUGAAGAGGGUGAAAGUGCCUGACUACAAGGACAAGAACGUCUUUGGUGUGCCUUUGAUAGUUCAUGUACAGAGAACGGGACAACCUCUCCCUCAGAGCAUUCAGCAAGCUAUGCGCUAUCUCAGAAGCCAAUGUCUAGAUCAGGUGGGUCUCUUUAGGAAGUCUGGAGCCAAAUCUCGAAUUCAGGCACUUCGACAGAUGAAUGAGGCUUCUCCAGAUAAUGUUAGUUAUGAAGAUCAGUGCCCAUAUGAUGUAGCAGAUAUGCUGAAGCAGUUCUUUCGGGAUCUUCCUGAUCCUCUCCUGACCAGCAAGCUAGGAGAAACCUUUCUUCAUAUCUAUCAAUAUGUACCCAAAGAGCAACGUUUGCAGGCAGUGCAGGCGGCCAGCAUGCUGAUGUCAGAUGAAAAUCGUGAGGUCCUGCAAACACUACUUUGUUUCCUUAGUGACGUGACUUCCGUAACAGAAAAUCAAAUGACUGCCAUGAACCUUGCUGUCUGUCUUGCACCUUCCCUCUUCCACCUGAACCUGAUUAAGAAAGGAUCCUCCUCACCAAGGGUAAUGCAUCGCAAGUAUGCAACAGGAAAACCGGAUCAGAAAGAUUUGAAUGAAAACUUGGCAGCAACUCAGGGGUUGGCGCAGAUGAUCACAGACUGCAACAAAAUUUUCCAGAUUCCUCAAGAUAUGAUGACACAAUCACGAAACUCCUACAUUGAAGCUGAUGCCCACCCUUUGACUCUCGAGGAGCUUGGGAAGCAACUAGAAGAUGAGGGAGCAAACUAUCAGACGUACCUGGAGAACCUCAUCCAGAACCUUCAGAAAGAAGCCAGAGAGAAGUUUAAGGGCUGGGUUUCAUGUCCGUGCCCUGAUAACAUUGAACUUGCUUAUAAAAAGGUUGGUGAUGGUCACCCACUCCGUCUGUGGAAGGUGUCCAUUGAAGUGGAGGCUCCACCUGCUGUAGUGCUAAAUCGGGUACUACGAGAGCGACACCUGUGGGAUGAUGAUCUUCUCCAGUGGAAAAUCAUAGAAGCACUAGAUAAGCAGACAGAAGUCUUCCAAUAUGUCUUGAACAGCAUGGCUCCUCACCCUAGCAGGGACUUUGUCAUUCUGAGAACCUGGAGAACAGAUUUACCUAAAGGAACAUGUGCACUAGUGGCCAUCUCCAUUGAACACGAUGAGGCAACUUUGGUGGGUGGAGUCCGUGCUUUGGUCAUGGAUAGCCAGUGUCUGAUCGAGCCCUGUGGCUCUGGGAAAUCCAGAAUGACACAAAUCAGCAGAGUUGACCUAAGAGGUCGGACUCCAGAAUGGUACAACAAAGCCUUUGGCUAUCUUUGUGCCGCAGAUGUUGCAAGAAUUAGAAACUCAUUUCAACCUAUAAAUGCAGAGGGACCAGAAACCAAAAUCUGAAACAGAGAUGCCUUUAAUAGAAAAGGGUGCAUUUGUCAAAGGAAAAUGGAUGCCAUUUUACAGGAACCAGAGAUGAGAAUGGAUAAAGGAGCAAUAAAGUGCUUCACACUAAUGACCUGCUCUCUGGUAAAUAGAUUUGUAAAAUUAUCCUGUAUCAAGUAAUUCUCCAGCAGAGCUCACACUGUGCUGUAUGGUUGCCAUGGUGUUCCUCUGGGUUUUCUAACAUUGCAAUCUGCCUCUUUGUGAUGUGAUUCAAUCUUUCCAAACUCAUGGGCCCGUUGCUCAAUCAAUUUUAUAAAGUCAUGCCUCUGGAGCUGUUUGGAAAGUUAUAGUUUUAACAUUUUUUUAAAUUUUUAAUUUAUCCACGUAUGCUCAGUGGACUCCAAGUUUAUGGUCCAGGAAAUUACAGUGGGGCUUCUAAAACAUCCAUUAAGCUAUACAAAAUUUUAAUCUGUGCUUUGCACAGUUUGAGGAAUAAAUACUUCUGAGAAGCAUUUAGAUUUGUAUAAAUAUGUGUGUAUAUAUAAAUAUAUAAAUAUGUAGAUAAUAAAGAUAUCUAUGAAGAAUAAGCAUAAAUAUAUAUAAAACUGUAUUCAGAUUUUCAGCCUUAAACAAUCAGUCAUGAUGCAGGCUAAUGAGCUUAUAUUCCUGUCACUUGGAUCCCAAUAUCUUGCCGCAGAAUUUGCUGUGUAUGUCAGAUGUUUACACAGUGAAGCAAUUUUCAUAGUGUCCUUUGUUAAGGUCAGAUUUGCCUUGACAAAGCUGCAGCUUGACUACCUGUAAUGAAAAUUGUUCUGAAUACCAACAGAGCUGAAAAUAAUGUGCAUGUACAGAUAGAGUAGAAUGUUCUACCAAGUCCUUCCCUCCUGCCAACCUGCAAAUAUAUAUUUAAAAAGUAAUUAUGCAGUUCAAUAAUUUAUUGUUUACUCUGGAUUAACUAAAACAAGAAUCUAUGCUGGAAGCUUAAAAACUUUUCUGAGGAGAAUAUCGUAGUGAUUUUACUCUUAUUAUACUGGGCAUGUUUUAAAGCACAUUAUAAUUUUCACUGUUUCUUAUGCAAUGUUCAAGGUGCAGUUACUCUUAAACAAUUGUGAAAAAGUUGCCACGUCAGUGUCAUGUACUCAAUUGCAAUAUAUCCUUCAUGAAUGUAGUCACUUUAUAUGUGCAUGUGUCAAGUGAUUGUACUCCCAUUUGUACUUGGGCCAUAUUUUCAGCAUAGUAUUAUAUCACUGAUUGGGAUUCAGAAUGACAAGGAAUUUUAUUUAAAGAUGUAGCUAUUUAUACCUCAUUUUUACCUCAUUUGCUGGACUUUUGUUGAUUGUAAAUAUGAUUACCUAAUAUUUAGAGUGAGAAAUUCUGAUGCAGUUUAAAGAAAUACGUGGUUAAUGUUUUCAUUAUUUCUUGUACAAAAUUUAUUUUUCCUUUUGUCAUAUUAUGAAAUGCACUAAUAAAGAUUACAUCAUAAGUA